Molecule: messenger RNA, 1258 nt
Organism: Rubroshorea leprosula
Lineage: Eukaryota; Viridiplantae; Streptophyta; Magnoliopsida; Malvales; Dipterocarpaceae
Source: the annotation of a GenBank genome assembly
AAACCCAAUCCAUCUAAAUUCUCCUUCUGAUUCCCUCCCAUUUUAUUACCGUGGAAAUGACUGCCCUCAUUGAAAAUCCUGCUGAUCUUGAAGCAGAGGAGCAGAAGCAUGUGGAGGAAACGAACGAGCUGGUCUUGGACGGUGGAUUCUCGGUGCGAAAGUCUGUGUCAAAUGAUGGAUUUGUUACCCCAGAAAUCAAUUCUUACGGCCACACUUUUAGAGAUUACAAUGUAGGUGAAAGGCAAAAGAUUGUGGAGGAAUUCUACCGAACGCAACACAUUAACCAAACAUAUGAUUUCGUGAAAAGGAUGAGGGAAGAGUACUCGAAAUUGAACAGGAUGGAAAUGAGCGUAUGGGAAUGUUGUGAGCUCCUGAAUGAGGUGGUGGAUGACAGUGAUCCUGAUUUGGAUGAGCCUCAGAUUCAGCAUUUGCUGCAAUCUGCUGAAGCCAUUCGGAAAGAUUACCCUGAUGAAGACUGGCUACAAUUGACUGCUCUUAUUCAUGAUCUUGGAAAGGUUCUUAUUCUGCCUCAAUUUGGAGGGCUUCCACAAUGGGCUGUUGUUGGUGACACAUUCCCUCUUGGAUGUGCUUUUGAUGAGGCUAACAUUCACCAUAAGUAUUUCAAGGAAAAUCCUGAUUUUAAUAAUCCAGCAUACAGCACAAAGAAUGGAAUUUACACUGAAGGAUGUGGACUUGACAGUGUGAUGAUAUCAUGGGGGCAUGAUGACUAUAUGUACCUGGUUGCAAAAGGAAAUGGAACAACUUUACCUUCAGCAGGGCUGUUCAUUAUCCGAUAUCACUCCUUCUAUCCCUUGCAUAAGGAAGGAGCCUACAUGCAUCUUCUCAAUGAUCAGGAUAAGGAGGAUCUGAAAUGGCUCAAGAUAUUCAACAAAUAUGACCUUUACAGCAAGAGCAAAGUUCUCAUUGAUGUCGAAGCAGCCAAGCCCUACUAUCUUUCCCUCAUUGAAAAGUAUUUCCCCGCAAAGCUCAAGUGGUGAAGCAUGGAGGUUUGGAAGAUUUUUCUGAUAUGGAAGCUUGCGUUAAAUUUCAGGGAUUUGGGGAUAUUCGUAGCAUUAAUGAAAAAGAAGAAAUUGCUAUUGUGAUGUACUUUUGUUCAAAAAGUUUCAUUUAAUUUAUAAUAAGUUGUAAAAUAAAACAAAUAUGAGCAUGUGUUGUUUCUUCUAGAUAUGCUCUGUGUCUCACUUUUUACUAGUUUGAUGUUUUACUGUCUAAAAGAAUUGGAGCUACAUUAAGCCAU